Messenger RNA from Daphnia carinata, 954 nucleotides. RefSeq names its product trypsin-1-like. Bases 17 to 883 code for a protein of 288 amino acids. Gene Ontology annotation, molecular function: serine-type endopeptidase activity. Lineage: Eukaryota; Metazoa; Arthropoda; Branchiopoda; Diplostraca; Daphniidae. The transcript has 7 exons. The record is from RefSeq and is a predicted model, not a curated record. Gene Ontology annotation, biological process: proteolysis.
CAUCACCACAUUUGAAAUGAACAAGAUCGUCAUAGUAGCCACUCUCGUCCUUUACGCUUACGCCGCUCCCAAACGGAUGGUGCUUCCCCGUCUGCCGGCUUCUGUGAUCGCGAGCGGAAAUUAUGCGCUUAUACCUGGAGACAAGAUAGUCGGCGGUACGGAAGUCGUCCCCAACUCACUGCCUUUUCAGAUUUCGUUGCAGCGCAAAAGUUCCACAGGCAUUUAUUCGCAAUCGUGCGGUGGCUCGAUCAUCAACGAGUACACCAUCCUCGACGCUGCGCAUUGCGUUGAGGGUGUCAACGAUGUUACUAUUUUUCGUGUUGUCGCCGGAGAACAUGACUUAUCUCUUGUUAGCGGAUUGGAGCAAAACCGAGAUGUCAGUGGCUUCUUGAUACAUGAAGACUAUAACAAGAAAACUUCGGCUAACGAUAUCGCCCUAAUUUAUUUGGCCACACCUUUGGACUUGAGCGUUCCGUCGGCUAGGCCCAUCAAUUUACCACCACCGACUUGGGAAUUUGAUCCUCCAGCUGGUAUUGUGGCUACCGUUUCUGGAUGGGGAACCACUAGCUCUGGUGGCAGCAUUUCCAAUGUGCUUCUAAGUGUCGAUAUCCCCAUCAUAUCCGAUGAUGAUUGCAACGCUAUCUACGCCGCCGAUUCCAAGCCCAAAGCCAUCUGUGAAACCAUGUUAUGUGCGCGGGGCUCUAACGGCGACGUCGAUUCCUGUCAAGGAGAUUCUGGAGGCCCGUUUUUCAUCGGUACUGGAACUAACGCCAUACAACUUGGUGUUGUUUCCUGGGGACGUGGUUGCGCUUCUUCCUAUUAUCCUGGUGUUUAUACCCAGGUGUCUUACUUUCUGGAUUGGAUCAACGAUAAUAGUCACUAAAGAACGUAUGUCGUGAUCGCUAUGUACUACAUUAGCAUCAUAUAAUACCUACUGACAAUAAAAUGUUUUAC